Molecule: messenger RNA, 255 nt
Organism: Cylicocyclus nassatus
Lineage: Eukaryota; Metazoa; Nematoda; Chromadorea; Rhabditida; Strongylidae
Source: the annotation of a GenBank genome assembly
AUGCGCAAACUGCAAAUUGGUCAGAGGAAAAAGCUGGAAUGCAACAACACAUCGGAAUUGCAGAGACAAGUGGGCCAGUUAAAACAACAACUUGAUGACAGCAAAAAAGAAAACCAAAGCCUGAUGGAGAAAAUCAACCGUUAUCGAAUGCAAAAAAUUAAUGGCAUCAAGUACGUGGAUGAACUCAAAUCGCAAAUAUCACAGUUGAAGAAGGAAAAUGACGAACUAAAAAACAAAGAAUUAUUGCUCAACUAG